This is a messenger RNA of Paramuricea clavata, 8703 nucleotides long. Lineage: Eukaryota; Metazoa; Cnidaria; Anthozoa; Malacalcyonacea; Plexauridae. The record is from the annotation of a GenBank genome assembly.
CUAGCUGGCAAUAAGCAACGUGAUGACAUAUUAUACUCGCGCACUUGGCACUUUGCUGUUCAUUCCCGCACGUCUCGCGUUGGACGCAAUAUAUUCAAGAUGGUGGUGCGCACUUUUGUAGCGUUAGUGGCCGUUUUCUUGUGCGCUAUUUGCGCGCAAGGCCGUCGUCAAAGGAUACAAGUGCGUCUAGAAGGUGGUACACAACCGUACGCAGGCCGUGUGAUGGUUUAUUAUCGUGGUGUUUGGGGAAGUGUUUGCGACAACGCGUGGACAAAGAAGAACGCUGCAGUCGUUUGUCGACAACUCGGUUACAAAGGAGUUGUGCUGGCCACGAAAGGGUAAGAAAUCUGUCACUAUAUCAGUAUACAGUUCAUUGCAAUGAUAAACUAUCAUGGCGUUUUCAUUAAUGUGAGCUAUUGAAACAACGAUUUGUUUAUAAUAGGAAUCGUGCUAGUUUACAUGUCUAAUAUUUCGACUUGUGAAACUCAUUAUAAUGCAUGAAGAAAAUUCAAAAGAAAUCCAUGUUUAAUAAUUUAAUCCGGUGUUGUGUCCACACUUUCAUAAACCUCUUCCUCAUACCUUUUUCACUUCUUUUAGAAAAACUGUUUCAAAACACGACUUUUUAAAUCCUUGCGUCACAAGCUAUUUACAGCAUUCGUGUCCGUACAUGUUGUAAAGAGGCAAUCUCUCACCUUCGGCUCGAGUUUGUAUAUCUUAUACAAUACGGCCGCUCAAGUAUAGUAGAUUUAUAGGUAACUGUAAGAAGUGUAUUAGUGUAUUACAUUUGUUAUGACUUUGACACAUAACUAUAUUAAUAUCCCAUCAGAUUCGAUACAGAAUCUGGAGUGAGAUUAUCGUAACAAGAAUAAUCACAAGAUCUAAACCAAAUAAUUUCCUAUACUAUCUUAAAUGUUGAAAUUUCAUAAACCAUUAAUAGUUUAGCCAUAUAGCGUAAGUAUGGCUGCGGAGCUCUAUCGUACUGCAUAUGCAUAUGGAGUACUUUUCCUUGACUUGUGUUUGAAGCUCUAGAUAAAAACAUUGUAAUUUGAGACAUGCUGUAACAUAUAUCUGCACGUAUCAAUGGCGGAUAAUCAGAUAUUUUAUUUGUCAUUCGUAAUCCCGAGGUAAUCUCGCCUUCUCUCAACUUUGCCCCCUCCCCCCAGUUUUCCCGUCCUCUCCCCAUAGUGCCUACGCAAGCUGCGUUAUUUCAGGACAGCAAUAUGGAACAGCCAAGCAAUUAUUUUCCAUCCAAGGAUGAAUAUUUUCUUUUAUCAUGUAGAAAAUUUUAUGGCAGUCAAGUUUUGUACGUCAAUAAAUGGGUCGGUCGAAGGAAUGUAAGAGCCAGGACUCGAAUUUGGUUGGAUAGAAUUGCCUGUGGUGGACGGGAAUAUAAUCUUGGAUACUGCCUGCGGAAAAGAAAUCGUUGGGGUCAAGUACGAUGCAGCCGGCAACGUUUAGCCGGUGUUAUGUGUGACCCUGGAUUAGAGAAUCUGAUAAAAACACCUCCACUUGACAACGCAACCAAACAUAUCGACGUAAGUGACUCAAAUGCGCGUAAAGCACUUUCACAGAGAAAUAAAACUUUCGAUGUUUCCUCGAAUAUUUUCAUCGUUCUCAGCAAUCGAUCAUACACUAAUCGAUUAAUCAUAUAGUAAAUAUAUCAAGGUACAUCCAAAAUCCAAAUGUCUGCUCUUUUGAACGCUUAAUUCAGGUGAGAAAUUUUGACAGGGCACAAAUUGAGUGGCUUUCUAAUUCAUCAAACUUAAUUCUAAGCGGUUUUCAGUUUUCAAGGAAAGUUUGCAAGCCGUGGGUUGAUCUGUGUCAUUGUUUAUGGAUAAAUCGAUUAAUAUUAAAAAUGACAAAUUGGCAGAAAUUAUAAAAUUUACCAGUCGGGAACCGCUUUAAGCCUGUUUUCCACUAGGCGGAAUUUUGCGCGCGGAGCGGAAUUUUUCUUUGUCUUGUGAUUUCUUGGGUGGAACUAAUUAGAAAAGACAAAGAAAAAUUCCGCUCCGCGCGCAAAUUUCCGCCUAGUGGAAAACAGGCUUUACAGAUACUCCAAUCUAACUUGGUAUUUUUCCUUGGCAAGAGACCGCAAGCUUAUAGUCAGUUGAAGUCACAUACUCUUUCGUCUGCGAACCACCCAGACGUCAUUUCCGACGCUCAUUCUUCGCUGAGGCACUGAGCGUCGGAAGUGAGGUCUGGGUUCGCGGACUACAUACUCUUACGUGUAGCCCACAAAUUUUUUUCACAGAUAAAGAAGUUUAAACUUGUUUUGUGGCCACAGAAAAACAAAACCAACGGCAUAAUUACGGAAGGCGUUCUCGCAGUAAAAUACGAAGGCGGCAAGGCAGGAGUCGUAUGCAGUGACAACUGGGAUCUGAAGGAAAUGCGUGUUGCUUGCGGAGAACUUGGUUUUACUCAUGCUGUAGAGACAACUACUCAUACAAGUAUUGAUCAAGUGCGGAAGAUAUACUCGUAAGUAUUCAAGUUAUGUUUAAUACCCAAUCUCUUAUUUCACAUCAGAGACGGAUAAUCUGUGAAGAGGUAAGAUACAUGAACUGCGCACGCAAACUUCGUCAGAUGAACUUAUGCAGACAGCAAUUUUGUUGCACGCAUUACUCCACCUUAAACUAUAUAGUCACUAGUAGUGAGAAUCUGUUAUAUUAAAGAGUGUUUAGUAUAUGACCCAGUGUCUCAACAUGGUUUUAAAAUUCCCGUUUCAAUAUAUUUUUCUCACCCCGUGUCUCGGACUUAUUAGUGAGCUUAAGCAAUCUGGAGAGAAGAAAAUUGAAACUACUUUUGAGAAGAGUAGCGACUGACUUUUCGUGAUGUACCUGUAUUAGAUGAUAGAUUAAGCAUUGUUUUUACACUAUUGAAAUCCUGAAUUCCGCCAUUUCCCCCCUUUCCUCCCAAUCCCGUUAUCAAAAUACACGCUAUCUUGCGUUUUGCAAAACAAUGAUGACUAAACUGAAUAAUCAUGAAAAAUAAAUUGAUCAUGAUACGUUUUCUUGAAUCUCAGGCCAGGUGUAGAUUUCCAUCUCGGGAAUGUGGAAUGCACUGGAAACGAGGCGACGAUUCUAUCGUGCAAAAGUUCUGGAUUGGGUAAUCAAAACUGUACGAGUGGUCAAGCAGUAUGGUUGAAAUGUGAGACAAAGAUUCCACCGGUGGGUUACGGUUUUAGUAGAGAGGAAAUCUGAGUAAAAUAUAUAGCCUCCUCUUUGUGUUCAACCUGGGUUGCUUGAGUUUAGCCCGCAACCAAAUUCUGCCCCCCCCCUUCCCAAUAUAAAGGUGAUGCCUGUGGAAGAAGCUAAGUAAAAUAUUAAUGCUAGAAGAGUACUUUCUGUUUAACCCUACUGAACACUUACGCUACAAUGGGAGACUAAACAAACAUAGAUUCUUAACACGAGUGCCAUUGGCGCGAUAGUUCUAGGGGGAUCCAGUCCAGUGGCAUGCUCCUUCGGAGAAACUGUUUUGAAUCUUUAGGGUCUUCAGAAUAGCAUUUCUCGCAUUCUAGACGAGUUUUGAAAAAAUCAUAACCAGGAAGAAAGCAGUUUAUCGAUAUGUCGAUAUUGUACACCCCACUUUUCUGCCCGGAUUUCAACUUUUACAAAGAACAGUUCUGAAGAUCAUAGGGGAUAGAAGCCCCCCCCCCCCCUUGGAUAUGCCAGUGGGAACACUGGACUAACAAAGGGUGGGUUUAUUGAAAGAACUGAUAAAGUAUGGAAAUCCAGUACAAGUGACGUUAGUAAUUAGAUAUAAUAAGAUUACUGUCAAAACGUGAGGUGCUUAACGAUUGUCUAUUUUGUUGUACAACAGUUUAGACACGCAAGACUUCAUGGUGGUAUACAAUACUGGCAAGGUCGUGUAGAGGUUCGCAAGAUGACUGACUGGGCCACUCUCUGUGAUAAAGAUCUGGAUAUCUAUACUGCUAACGUCAUCUGUCGGUCGCUAGGAUACGGAACAGCCAAAGAAUAUGCCUUGGGAACUGUAUACGCUCACGCUAUGGAGGAUAUAGUAUGAUGUUACCUUGGAAAUCUUGCUAUUUAGUUUAUAUCUAAUAUCCUAUAUAUCGCCAUCUCGUCAUCAUCAGGUCUCUUUAUCUCAGCUUUUCAUCUAUCUCGAUCGUUUCAUCAUCGACCAAAUUACAGAACCAUAUAACGUUGAAAAGUGCCCUUUUGCUUCACGAUUUAGUGAUCGGAAUGUUCUUUUGUCUUUUCAUCUAUUAAAUCACGCUGUUCUCCAUGUCAUCCAGUCAUUUACUGUUUUCAUUUAUAUUCGCAUUUGUGCAAAGGGUAAAUUAUUUCAUUUCCUUUACAGAAAAUGUACGAGACAAUAAAAUGCACUGGAAAAGAAACAUAUUUACAGAACUGCAUUUGGACAGAAAGAAGUAAGAGAAAAUAUCCCUGCAAACAUUAUUCUGACGCGGGCGUAAAAUGUAACGUCCCAAAAAGAAGACAACAAAACAAAAUGAAGGUUCGUAUUGAGCGAACUGUGUUCAACUAAUCUGUGUCCUCCUUUUACCACAGGAAUGUCUUCCUAUAUAAUUGUUCUUGUUUUCACUCUCGUAGUACAGGAGAAUUCCAUCUGUUUAGAAGUUGUUUAUUCAAAUAAUGCUUUUAGAGUAGGAGAAAAAUAGGAUCCUAGUUCUAGGCGUUACGAAAUAUUAUUUCUUCUGGGGGAUGUAUAUAUUAUAUAAAUUUCUUCAUCCACUAAAAAUUGAUAAGAAUGAAGGGAAAAUCUUUAUAAGAAAUAUUCUGUAUAUUUUGAAUUCGUAUUGAACGAACUGCAUAGCACGUAAGGGAAUUGAACGUGAAAAUAAUUUUCAAUAUUUGUAUUUUUGUAACAUAUUGUCACACGUCCCUGGUCUUGGAUAUAGGAUGUAAGCUUAAGGUAUUCAUCUCAACCCUGUUCCCAAGCCAAGGAACGUAGAGCAGAGAGCAUGGGAAUGAUGUUGUAUUCACGUAACUGAGUCGAAAGGAACAAUGGCUGCCAGAAAACGACACAUGUCUAAGCACAGAGCACAACUAGGAAAGGUUAGCUAGCUUUUGGUGAAGGAAGAAAACCUGAGUAUACCCGAAGAAAUGUUUGAAGUACAGCAGAGAACCCAUCACAACCCAACUUACAUGCCUUUUCAAACACAAGACAGGGUACUCACCCACUCCCCCAUCAAGUAAAAAUACCCAACCCUACUCUUAAUCUGCAGUUGCAGACUUAACUUAGCGGUAAAGGGCACUCCUGUUCCCCAUCGAGUGUGCUCGUGCCACUCGCUACAUCCGAGGGAAAAGAAUCUGUAUCAUCAUCAUCAGUGUAUAUGGUAAUCAAACACUGCUAGAAAAAUUAAACACGACUAUUUUUUUCAAAGAUUCGUUUGCGUGGUACGCCACACUACGCCAUGGGCAGAGUAGACGUGAACAUUAAUGGUAAAUGGGGUGUCAUCUGUGGUGAUCGUUGGACAAUGAAGAACUCAAUGGUUGUUUGUAGGCAGCUAGGCUUUGGUUACCCUGCGGCUAACUGGAGUACAUCCCAUUACGGCAGAACUGGCAAGAUACUUCUGAGUGGGAUCACGUGUCUUGGUCACGAAACUUCAUUGGACGAAUGUUUGCGACACGAUAAUCUCAAUUGCUCUCAAACAAAGCGCUUGGCAGCAGUCAAGUGUCAGAAAGGUUAGGGGUCGGGGUAUAAUAAGGGUCAAUAUAAUAAGGGUCACAUCAAGUAUAUACCCAGAUUUGACUACCGCUACUAUAAAGGGAUCAGUAACCCGCAAUAUAUCCAGGUAGCUAGUGGUACUAGAAGUCAAAUCUGAACCCAGUUUUCUAUUAAAGAGUUGGUUUCCACCAUGGCUGGUAGGAGUUUUCCGAUUGUAGCCGCAUAGUUCCGUUGAUUUUUACGACAUAUCAAGAAAACUCAUUUCAGUCUAUUGCAUUACAUUUAUGUUAUUUAUUUAUUUAUUUAUUUAUUGCCUUUGCUUUCCAGUUUAAGACGGAGUCCGCAACAGCGCUAGCCAAUUAUUGCGGUCCCAUUAGAUUAGCAUAUAGACGAUAAGUACUAUAACAUACAUAACAACAUCUCUGUACAAACUCAAUUGUAAAUUAUAUUAACCAAGCAACUUCUCCCUUUCUUCUUAAGGCGCACCAGAUUUGGUAUGGGAUAUCAAAGAGCUGGCUUCAACUAUGGAUAUUAGCACUUUCCCGAUUGCAUCCUUAAAAUGUGCACACCAAGAGAACUGUCUAGCGUCGAGUGCGGAUGCAGUAUUUAAUGGCGUUCGACUAGCACGAGGAUGGCUUGGACAUAAAAGGCGACUCUUGAGGUUCUCAGCUAAAGUACACAACCUUGGAACAGCAGCGUAUAGACCUUAUUUAUCAAGGAAUGCUUGGCAGUGGCACAGCUGUCAUCAACAUUACCAUUCGGAUGAAGAGUUCGCGUUAUAUGACUUGAUAGGUAAAUAUUCAGAAUAAACAACAGGGGCGGAUCUAGCCUCAUCUGCAAGGAGGGGUGCAGAUUUUCCAUUGGGCCCAUUCUCCUCUGCAGUCUCGCCGUUCUGCUAAUAUGAAUUUGAAAAUAUGGCUGUAUAACAACCUCGACAUGUUUACAUAUUUAACCAUGAUACCUGGACUCCUCUGGGGAGGGAGCUGCUAGACACCACUAAGUGAGGAGCGAACCCCCGCCAUAUUUGUGUAAUGUCUUCCCCCGUCAAAGAAUCUAGACAAUCAAAAUGUGAAAAGUGACUUUUCAAAGUUGUAACUGUAAAGGUACUUUUACACACAACGAUUAAGCUUUAAGUAAAUGAUAUUUGAAUACGCUGUCAACGUCAUCUGACGACAUCGUCAACUUGACAACAUUCGUCGUUAACAUUCGGCAAAACCUGAAAUGGCCGGGUCAUGCGUCUGGUAUAAAAUGCGCCAUUAUUUCUUUCUAGACCCGCACACGCACAAGAAAGUCUCGGAAGGUCACAAGGCCAGCUACUGCUUGACGGACACGAAGUGUGACGAAGGGGUAGAUCGGUUCUAUUCCUGCUUAGGUGGGGGUGAUCAAGGGAUAUCAAUAAAUUGCCACGACAACUACGACUACACGCUGGAUUGUCAGUGGGUUGACGUCACUGAUCUGACUGUGGUCGGUCGUUCAUACAAAUUACGUCUUGUCGCGAAUCCUGCAUUGAAGGUUGGAGAGACAGAUUACUCAAACAACGUUGUCCUGUGCGAUGUCAUUGACCGCCAAAAUCACAUACAGGUCGGGGCGUGCAUCCAAGGUAAGAAUGAAUGUUUGGGUGGAUAAAAAGUAAACCAUUUAACUGUUUAAUUUGGGAUUUUUCUCUUAUUGUAUAAAACAAAUAGAUAAGAUUUCGCCGUUGUCUGUUCAGUUAUAGAUACACAGUAUGACGUCAUAAUGGGGGGAAGAACAUAAAAGUCACCCACUCGCCUCGUGUGCCACUUUUUUAUUCUUCCCACAAGAUGACGUCAUCCUGUGUAUCUAUAACUGAACAGACAAACUUAUCUAUUUGUUAAAUAGAAGCCUAAAUAUUCUCGCUUGUCGCUCUCAGCAGUUUAAUCUUAGCACUUUAGCCUAAAAGGAGAGACUAUUGGCAGCUUGUGAACAGAUUUGUAACAACUUGUCCGUUUUUACGUGUGUACUCUAUUUCGUUUGUUUUGUGAGUUUUAUUGGAACUAAUGACUUUGGCACAAAUAAUAUACUUGGCUAUGUAAGUUAUAAAUAUAUUGUUAACUGAUCUGAAAGAUUUCAGUAUUCUUAGUUUAUAAAAUUCACAUAUGUAUGGAAAAUUACUGGGGGCCUCCUCCCUGCUCCGCGGUCCCUGAAAUUACGCCUGUUGUGCUCUAAAUGAAGCCUGUUCUAAAUCGCCAUAUUUGAUAAUCGAGUUUUGGGCAGAAAUACACGGCAAAAAACGCUCAGGUUGAUGCAAUACUGAUGAAAACAGGAUUGAACAAUGUUUUGCUGCCCACAUUGUUCAUAGCUGUCAACAACAUUGAACAAUGUUGUUACACCCGAUUCAUGCUCAACAGCAUUGUUCAAUAUUGUUGACAAGUGUGAACAACGUGGGCAGCAAAACAUUGUUCAGUCCUGUUGAGCAACGGUCUCGGCGUUUUUUGCCGUGUAUAUUGUGUUCAGCGGUUCUACCCAUCAAACAUGCUACAUAUACUUCAUUUAAGAUCUUUUGUAUUAACCGUCAAUCUGGGCUUGUACAAGGAUGCUACCAUACGAUUGCAAUGGAAAACGGGCUUAAUAAAUGUCCAAUUAUUUGUCUUUUAGAAACAUGCGAAAGUGGCGUACGCUCGCACCAUGGCAAUGGUAACUUCGCUUGUUGUCGUUUCCCAUUCAUUUACGACGGCAAGUCACGUGACACGUGCGUGCUGGAUGACAAGACUGGACAGUUUUGGUGUGCGACAACGAAGAACUAUGAUCAAGAUAAAUUGUUUGGAUAUUGCUAACUCUAUAUAGUAAAAUUCUUUAAAGUACCUAUCCUGUCCAAAAUGGAUUUUUUAAACAUUCUUUCUUUAGUCAAAUGGUAAAAUAAUUGUUCAUCACUGACAUCAGUUCAGCGAUUUCGUUUAAGAUUGCAUCGAAUUUUAAGAUUGUAUUAUGUUAAUGCUAAUGUGACAAAAGGCAUCGUUAAAUGUACAAAGCAUUAAUAUCACGACAAAAGAGUAGCUUUUAACAGCUCACGAGCAAAAUACAUCAAUAUAAAUUUCU